Molecule: messenger RNA, 729 nt
Organism: Ciona intestinalis (vase tunicate)
Lineage: Eukaryota; Metazoa; Chordata; Ascidiacea; Phlebobranchia; Cionidae
Source: RefSeq, a predicted model, not a curated record
AGUUUUUUGGAUACGACUUUGUUAAAGAAAGUAGUUUAGUUUACGUUUUAAGAAAGUAUCUAUAUAAUGAAAAAGCGAAGCGAAAAACAACACACUGGAUGGGCGAAACCUACGGAGUUUAUUCUGAGUCUGCUCGGCUACGUCAUAGGCGCUGGUAACUUAUGGAGGUUUUCGUAUCUUUGUUUCAAGAACGGAGGCGGAGCAUUUUUGAUACCGUACGUGAUAUCCGCAUGCUUCAUUACUUUACCAUUGUACAUGUUUGAGGUUGGACUUGGUCAACUUACCCAGUAUGGUAGGGUGGCUGCGUGGGAUAGACUGCCAAUCAUGAAGGGAAUCGGUUACGGCGCUUUGUUCAUCACCGUAUUUUGUAUGAUACCUUUCAUGUGGGCAAUUGGGUGGGGGGUUCUAUAUCUUGCGCUGUCGUUCACAACUGGCCCACUUCCAUGGACAACAGGCGAUAACGAAUGGAACACCGAGUCGUGCUCAGCACUGGGUGUAAAUAUCACAAACGAGAUCGUGUUUCUACAAGAUUCGUUGCCACAAGUACAGUUCUGGAGGAAUUACGUCUUGAGACUUCCCAACGGCAACCCGUACAACAAAAAUUUCAAUUGGCAAAUGCUCUUGGCGUCUUUGGCAGCAUUUGUUACUAUUUUUGCUGUAACUGUAAGAGGAGUCAAGUCGAGUGGAAAGGUAUUGUCAAGCGAAAUUGCGUAGGCUUGAUGUCGAAAA